Messenger RNA from Acanthoscelides obtectus, 372 nucleotides. The record is from the annotation of a GenBank genome assembly. Lineage: Eukaryota; Metazoa; Arthropoda; Insecta; Coleoptera; Chrysomelidae.
AUGUGCCUUUUAUGCAACAAAGUUUUGGGCAAUGACGCUAUGAAACCAUCUAAACUGCAAGAUCAUCUGAGAAGAUGCCGCCCUGAUAAAACAGAGAAAGAUUUGAAAUACUUUCAAACACUCAAAGAUAAAUUUCUGAAGAGACCUACACUGGACAGAAUGUUCGCUUCGACGUCACAAAGAAAUGCAAAAUCCGGAAAACCGCGUACUAUCGGAGAGAAGUUAAUUUUGCCAGCCGUUGAAGAGGUUUUAAAAACUGUUUUACACAAACCUGCAUCUGAUCUCAUUAAAAGAAUUCCCUUAAGCAACAAUACUGUUGAAAGACGUAUUGACCCAUUUCUCUAUACAACUGGACGAGUCAACUUUACCUGA